This is a messenger RNA of Penicillium samsonianum, 615 nucleotides long. RefSeq lists its product as uncharacterized. The record is from RefSeq and is a predicted model, not a curated record. The coding region runs from base 1 to 615 and encodes 204 amino acids. The transcript has 4 exons. Lineage: Eukaryota; Fungi; Ascomycota; Eurotiomycetes; Eurotiales; Aspergillaceae.
AUGCUGGCUUCUCCAUACGAGGCCAUUUGGACUACCUCCGGACGGACCCUGCCCCGGACUAAUGCGACUGACGUCUCAUGGCUAUGGAAGGUGGUAACAGCCUGCUUUGCAGCUUUACAGCUAGUCGGGUAUAUGAUGCUGGCUGUGGUAGUCGGCUCCCCUCCCCAUGAGUUACGAAUCAAUGCUACAGUAUCUACUGUUACUGCAUUUGUGUUUGUUGGUGCGUCUUACGGUGUAUCAGCCCUGAUUGCCUUCGCCCAGCGCCACCGAAAGCCGUUCCUCCUCCGCUCAAUCUUUAUCCCAUACUCGACGAUGAAUCUGCUCGCCCUCCUAAAUAUCCUAUUUCAUAUCCACGGACGAAGCCUGCAGAUGAACACCUUGCAGAUAAUAAAUAUCUGCUUACCGACUGCUUUCUCGGUGUGUUACGCCCUCGCGGGGAUCUUGAUAUAUCGAGAGUAUGAACGUCACCGAGUGGAGGAAGGCACGCCACUGCUCACCGACGAGGAGAUGCAGCGUCGCUACGCACCAUCGCCCGACCUUGUGCGAAACACUUAUCGCUUUGAUUUACCUGGGGAUGAGACAGCGCAGAAGGACUCGAGUCAUUUGACUCCUUGA